Molecule: messenger RNA, 1414 nt
Organism: Cuculus canorus (common cuckoo)
Lineage: Eukaryota; Metazoa; Chordata; Aves; Cuculiformes; Cuculidae
Gene: EBAG9
Product: estrogen receptor binding site associated antigen 9
Exons: 8
Coding region: 360-1001 (213 amino acids)
Cellular component (GO): secretory granule
Source: RefSeq, a predicted model, not a curated record
GCGGGUCUGUCUCCCGGGUGACAGGAGGCCAAGAUGGCGGCGCUGGAGGUGGCGGCGCGGCGAAGCGCGCCCGGCUUUGAAUGAGGGGCGGCCGGAGGCUGCGGGAGCGGCCGCCUCGGCCCCUGGCGCCCCGCGCCCCCCGGGCAGCCCUUCUCUCCCUCGGGGCAGGGCAGUAUUGGAGCAGCCUACCUAACGAUCCACCUUCCUGACUCUUCCUAACUUAAAGCCUGGAAUAUAAAAAGUGAUUUAAAUGCCAUAGCAUAUUUGAAAUCAAGCUGUCCUUCCAUGGAAUACUCAUGGCCUGAGGAAAAUGUCACAGGGCUGCCUUCUCUUCUCGCCAGGAGGAAGGGUUUCUCACCAUGGCCAUAACACAGUUUCGACUCUUUAAAAUCUGUACUUGCCUGGCAGCAGUGCUGUCUUUCAUUAAAAAGUUAAUAUGCAGGUCUGGAAGAGGACGAAAAUUAAGUGGAGACCAGAUAACUUUGCCAACCACAGUGGAUUAUUCAUCUGUUCCUAAACAGCCAGAAGUAGAAGACUGGUCUUCAUGGGAUGAAGAUGCACCCACCAGUGUGAAGAUUGAAGGUGGCAAUGGUAAUGUGGCUGCUCAGCAAAAUCCUUUGGAACAAAUGGAACCUGAUUAUUUCAAAGAUAUGACACCAACUAUAAGAAAAACUCAAAAAAUAGUCAUUAAAAAACGAGAGCCUUUAAAUUUUGGGAUUCCAGAGGGAAACACAGGAUUCUCUAGCAGAUUAGCAGCUACACAAGAUAUCCCUUUUAUUCACCAGUCUCCUGAACUUGGAGACUUGGAUACUUGGCAAGAAAAUACUAAUGCCUGGGAAGAAGAGGAAGAUGCUGCCUGGCAGGCAGAAGAAGUUCUUAGACAACAGAAGAUAGCAGAAAGGGAAAAAAGAGCAGCAGAACAACAACGAAAGAAAAUGGAGAAAGAAGCCCAAAGGCUAAUGAAAAAGGAGCAAAAUAAAAUUGGUGUAAAACUGUCCUAACAGAAAUCAGGCAUCAGUGGCAGUGCCAGUGAAAAAAAAAAUUUCAGCUCUACAACAUGCAUAUUGGUAUUGAUUUAAGUAUUUCUAGGACUUCAACGCACUGCUUGGUUCCAAUGCAUUCUUCAGGUCAUCUUGGAAACCAGGGUUCUCUCACAGUAUCUUGAACUAAGUAAGUGGUUCUUGAAGGAGAAGAAAACUCCACAGAAAAUCAUGCCUUGAUGGAAUGAUGUUUCCUGCAAUAGUUUUAUUCCAGCACCCUUCUUCACAGCAAAGGUGAUUGCGCAAGGAUAUUGAUUGGAAGACACUCUUAAUGAACAGCUCAAGCCUAAGGAAAAGAAUGUAAAUAUUCAAUGGUGGGAAUUACUGUAUUGUCUGUGCUUACCUGAAACAUGUAAUUAAACAGUUUUAAAGAA